AAUGGAAACUGGUGUCAGAACAGUUUGAAAGGCACCUUAUUUUCAUUCUACCACCGUAUACAGUUUUCGGUGACAGGAUUUUCCUGGUUUCGGACGCAGCCCAUAGUAGGAUUUCUGACUUCAACAGUUCCUUGCUGGAAAAACUCUCCCCAAGUCUCGCGAUAGGUGCUCACUUUACGGAAAAUGUCCCUCAAAUCUCGCGAUAGGUGCUCACUUGUACGGCCGCCAUAUUGUGUGACUCUAUUUUGAUUCUUAUCUGCUGGAAGCGAGAAAGGAAGAGAGAAAUACGGGGGGAGCAGAGGGGGAAGAAGAAGAGCUGUCAAAAGAAAUCCCCGAGUGUGUGAAACAGCGGUGACGCGGUGUUCUCCGCUCAUCGCGGUGUUGAACGGAGUUCGGCCUGGGUUCUGUCAGCAGCCCGGCCCAGUGCAGUCCGGCGGCGGCUGACACGAUAAACAGAUGCUGGAGUCGGAUCUUUAUAAGGCAAAUGCUUCACAAGGAAAACCAGGACUUGGUUGGUUAUCAGGCCCUCAAAACCAAUCAGUGGCCUGUCAAUGCAGAAGAUGCUGAGAUAGUGUGUGUGCUGUGGUUGAGUCCGUUCUGUUUCGUCUGGCAAUAGACGAAUGGCACAGGGAAACCAGCAGAUUGACAACCAGGUUCUGAACCACCUGCGGAAGAAGUUUCCAGAAGUUCCAGAUGACGUGGUGUCUCAGUGUGUCUUAGAGAAUAAGAGCGAUUUGGCUGCAUGUUGCGAGUACCUGGCCAAGGUGAGUCCUGGUUUCUUGUAUAGUGAAGGCAGCCAAAGUUUAGCGGACUUUCGCAAUCACAUGACCCAGCUCAACCUCGGCGUCUCUCAAAAUGCCCAUGGUGCUGUACAGCGAGAUGUAGUAAGGAUGAAUGGCAGCAGGACUGUCACCCCCAGUGUGAGCGAUGGGCCUUUAAAUGCCCCUUCUGAGUUCUAUCAGCCUGAACCGCAGUCCGUGCCGACACACCUACCCACAAGUCUCAACACGUUCGGUGCCAUGGAGUCUGCUCGCAAGCCGCAGCCUCCUCAGCACCUUGGCCUAUACCAGGUUGGGGGCAAAGGUCACGGACCGCCCCCGACCCCACGCUUCAACCCUAUCACAGUGACACUUGCACCCAACACCGGUCGGAAUACACCUACCUCCCUCCACAUUCAUGGAGGGCCUCAGUCAGGUCUGAACAGUCCAAACUCGAUCUACAUUCGCCCGUAUGUGACCCAGCCAGGCUCAACGCGACAGGUACAAGGCCGAGCGCAGUACAGUCCCACCUCACAGCCCGCUCAGCAGAUCUAUCAGAUCACUCAUCCCGCAGGUUCCCAGAGUUCUUGGAGUGGGACCCAACAUCAAACUUCACAUGUGUACAUGCCAAUCAGUUCACCCACCAACACCCAGGCGCCCUCCAUACCAUCGGCCGUGGCGUCACAGGCCUCCUUUUCAUCACCAUUGCCCUCUUCAUCUUCCUCAUCUACUGCUGGCCCAGUCUCAUCCUCCUUUAGCCAGUAUAACAUCCAGAACAUCUCAACAGGGCCGCGGAAGAAUCAGAUUGAGAUAAAGUUGGAGUCCCCUCAGAGAGGGGCUGGAGGUUCGGGCACGGCCUCCGCAACGCUCCUGCGCUCUGGCUCCACCCCGCGACCCGUCUCCACAUCUUCAUCCUGUCCAUCUUCGUCUUCGCUGGCUACCAACACAGGUUCCUCAACCCCAAUCUCAAUUGGAGGUGCGGGACUCAGCCGCAGCCAGCCCACAGUGUAUAUCUCUGCAUCCCCACCCACUGCUGCUACUACUCCAUCAGAUGAAUGCGCCAUCAUCCCUAACACACCUCGUUCACAGCCCAAGUUCUACAUUUCGGCCAACACGUCAUCCGAUGACGGAGGGGGACGAAACCCUCCCACUGUAUACAUAUCAGCCAAUCCAACGCUUCAGGGUUCUGCUGGUCUGCGAGGUUUGGGAAGCCAGGUGAGCAUGGGCCCCGCCUACAUCCACCACCACCCGCCCAAAUCUCGCCCCUCUAUGGGGGCUGGAGGCACAGCUUCAUCACCUCGUGUGGUGGUUACACAGCCCAACACCAAAUACACAUUUAAAAUCACUGUCUCCCCAAACAAACCCCCGGCUGUGUCUCCUGGAGUGAUAUCGCCAACGUUUGAGCCCACUAACCUGCUCAGUCUACCUGCCGAUCACCAUUACACAGAGCCAGAGCCCCUGUACCAGUCUGACCCGCUUUCACCCCAUGGGGACAAAAGCUCAGAACCUCGCAGACUCAGCAUGGGUGCUGAUGACGCUGCUUACACACAAGCUCUGUUAGUCCAUCAGCGGGCACGUAUGGAGCGGUUGUGGCAUGAAUUAGAGCUUAAGAAGAGAAAGCUAGAAAAGCUGAAAGAGGAAGUCAACGAGAUGGAGAAUGACCUCACGAGGAGACGACUACAGCGCUCCAACUCAGUCUGUCAGAUACCAUCUAUUGAAGAGAUGCAGCAGUUGAGAUGUAAGAAUAGGUUACUGCAGAUUGAUAUUGAUUGUUUAACCAAAGAGAUCGACCUCCUUCAAACACGAGGACCAGACUUUAAUCCCAUUGCAAUUCACAAUUUUUAUGACAACCUUGGAUUCAAGGGUCCUGUACCUCCUAAACCUCCCAAAGGUCCUACAAAACCAGGUGCAGAUCACACAGGCUCUCUUGACAGGAGGGGAUGCAAAAUAAAUGUCAGCUCCAAGUUAAAGCGAGACCCCUCUCUACCUCCUGUUCCACCUCCUGUGGCUGUACCCAUGGAGAGCACUACGAAUGUGAGGGUGAUAUCGGAGCCUGAGGAAGAUGAGGGUGUUCCGUGGAGCUGUACUGCCUGUACCUUCCUCAACCACCCUGCCCUUAUCCGCUGUGAAGAGUGUGAAUUUCCACGGCAUUUCUGAGCCAUACACAAAAUGCAUGUCACAUAACAAAGACGCAUAGACAGCCACCGUUUUGCCUCCAUCUGGAAUCUCUUGGACACGUCUGUUGGGGCUUUUUCGUUUCCUCUUUGCCACGUAGUGUCUGUGUUUGUUGGUGUUGUGCUUUUCACUGAAAAGUGGAUGAUGUUUACAGCUCUUGUCUCUGUACAGAAUGUGUGUGUGUGUUGAGAGUGAGUUUUGGGUGUCUCAUGUGAGAUUUUACCCACUCGAUUCAUGAAGAGGUUCAAUACUGCCAGUGAUAUCAUUAACAUGUUUAUAACAUGCAAAUACACAAACACUUCAUACAUGUGUGUAUGGAUGCCAGCGUGCCUUUCUUCAGGGGAACUGUUCAUGCAAGUCACCUGAAGGGAAAAACAAAAGGACUAAACUCACAUUUCUUUUGUUUGGUAAACGAAACUGAAAAAAAAAAAAAAAAUGCAUGCUUUAGAUGUACAGUUUACAGAGGAGUGUCUCCACCACACAGAUUUUACUGUACAUAGUUUUAGAAUGAGCUUUUCAGUGCCUUUUUUUUUUUCUUUUUCACAUGUAUUUCCUGUAACAGUAGCUUUAUAGACGUCAUUUAUUUCUACGUAUUGUUAUUUUGUUGUUGUUCUUUCAGAAAAGUAUUGUUUUCCACCAUGAACUUUAAGGUGUUUUGUGAGAACUUAAAGGGAUGCUCAAACGUACUACAGCAAAUGAAAUCAAAAGAUGCUCUUUGUCAAGCACUCUGUCUGGCGUACGAGCUGCAGACGCAGCAAAAUCAUGAAUCAGAAUCGGAUCAUGAGUUUAUUAAGGUACAUGACCUAAGAGUGGUCAAAAGACCACAAGAAAUCCAGUGACAACCAAUGCUUUCCUAUAUGAAAACUGGAAUGUUGGUUUACUAUUAGGAGAAUAUAUACCUUUGUGCCAAGAGGAAUCAUUCUUUGCUAUGCAUUCAUAAAGAUUUAUCAGAGGAUUUGCAUUAAUGUGGAUUGAGAGAAAAGACUUGUAAGAUUUUGUCUUAUGUCUGGGUGCCAACUUUUAAAAACAUGGAGUAUCACCGCCAGCCUUUAUUGAAAUGUGCCAAAGUAUAGGAAGCGCAGAUCGUUGUGUUCCUAAGUGUAGCGAAAUAUUUCACAAUGUGCCUUAAGUCUUGCAGAGGUUCUCUGUUGCGGAUCAUGGUAUGACCAUACGCACAAUGCCUCCUCUGCAGAUGUGACAGAAUUUAAAGAGGAAUGCUUUGUUACCUGUCCUCAGAAGACUGCUAAUGCACAAAUUGUGCAUUGCAAAGUUAAAUGAGGUCAUCAUUUAUAAAACAAAUGAAUCCAUUUAAUUCCCAAAAUGUGGGUUUCUGGUAUCCAGGCUAAAAAUUACUUUGAGAACGCUGAGAACAUUUAUUCUAUGUGCUCUUUAUUUCCAAGACAUGAUUAUUUUUGGUUCCAAGAAACUGACAUAGAGUCAUGUUUCAAUUAACUUUUGAAAAGUCCAAAGAAAUAAUCAAAUCUGUCGGUCAACUUGUCCGUCAUAUGCGUGUAUGGAUUUUAAAAGAAAAGGGUAAGAAAAGUCACUUGGAUAUCUAAUGUUGUUUUUGAUUUUAGCUGGGAAAACUGUCUUUGUAAUAGAUAAGUUAUUUGUAAAAAUAAUAAAAUAAACUGUCUCCUUUG
Molecule: messenger RNA, 4576 nt
Organism: Myxocyprinus asiaticus (Chinese sucker)
Lineage: Eukaryota; Metazoa; Chordata; Actinopteri; Cypriniformes; Catostomidae
Product: TGF-beta-activated kinase 1 and MAP3K7-binding protein 2-like
Exons: 10
Coding region: 621-2915 (764 amino acids)
Biological process (GO): positive regulation of protein kinase activity
Molecular function (GO): K63-linked polyubiquitin modification-dependent protein binding; ubiquitin binding
Source: RefSeq, a predicted model, not a curated record